UAUCACUUAGUUAAAUUAACUUGAAAGAAAAGGCGUCCUUGAGCGUCUUGUAGAGAAAUGAUGUUCACUCACUGGUAAUGUUCAUACUCUAUAUUUGGCCGUGAUGGUUCGAACCGGAAGUGGACAUGUAAGUGUGGCAGUCCAUGGAAACCGCGCCUUAGCGAAAAAACUUCAAGAUGGCGUGAGGAGAGCAGUUAUUGCGGAAGAGCGAUGGUAGCGUUUCAGUGACACCUAGGACCUUUCCAUGAGGGUUUUUCGCAAGAUAUUUAAUGCUAAGCAUUUCCGUGCGGGAGCAGAUCAAAGUGAACCCCGGUAGGGUUCACGGAAUGCGCAAAAUGUUCUCGCCAUCAUGCGUUCUCGCCGUCCUGCUCAUUUUGAGCUCCUUCGAGGCGAGCUGGCAAGGAAAACAUGGAAAGAAAGGAAGCUAUAGCGUCCCUCUUUUGCGGACGAAAAGAGAUUUACGAGAUAGCCGUGGAAAUCCAACUGAAAAUCUCAAAGGCCGUCCUGGUCAAGGUUAUUACAUUUCGACUGAUCUUGGAACCCCCGCUCAGAGAAUAAAUGUUCUUGUUGAUACUGGAAGUAGUAAUUUUGCAGUUGCAGCCUCACCACAUCCCUAUCUUCCUUUCUACUAUCACACAGACAAGUCGACUUCAUAUCAAGAUCUGAACAGACCUGUGGCUGUGCCCUACACUCAGGGGAACUGGGAGGGAAAGUUAGGAUCUGAUGUUCUACGUUUUGUUGAGGGGCCAAAUGCCACUGUGCGUGUCAAUGUGGCAGCCAUUCUGUCUUCUGAGAAUUUCUACAUCAAUGGAUCAAUGUGGGAAGGUAUCCUUGGGCUUGGAUAUGCGAGAUUAUCUAAGCCUGAUUCAAGUGUGCUUCCAGUCUUUGAUCAAUUUGUCAAUGACGGAGUUGUAAAGGAUUCUUUUUCCAUGCAGUUGUGUGGCAGUAGUGAGAUUGAUUUUUCUUCUGAACCAACUGUAGCUGGAACUAUGGUUUUUGGUGAAGUUGAUAAUGACUUAUAUGAAGGUGAUCUUCUAUACACUCCAGUAGUAAAGAAGUGGUACUAUGAAGUCGUCAUAACUGAUAUUGCAGUUGGUGGAGAAAGUUUAGCUUUAGAUUGUAAAAAGUACAAUUAUGACAAGACGAUAGUGGACAGUGGUACAACAAACUUAAGAGUUUCAGAAGAAGUAUUUGAUGCCAUUCUUGAUAGACUCAAGAAAUUUGACAAGCUGGGUGUACCAGAUGAGUUUUGGAUUGGCCGACAAAUGAUGUGUUGGAACUACGACAAGACCCCAUGGGAAGAAUUCCCAGAUAUGUCCAUUUCACUUCUUUCCUCCAUUAGCAAUUCCAAGGAGUUCAGGCUUAAGAUACCGCCGCAGCUUUACUUGAGAGAAACAAUUGAACGUGGACCUCUUCCUGGACAGCACUGUUAUAAGUUUGCAAUCACUAAAGCUGACAAAGGCACAGUUAUAGGAGCAGUGAUUAUGGAAGGCUUUUAUGUGGUUUUUGACAGAGAAAAUGUGCAAGUGGGCUUUGCUGCAACAACCUGUGGAGCUGAAGGUCGUCUCAACCCCAGUUCUGAAGUAUCUGGGCCAUUCAGUAGAGAUGCAGUUGACUGUGAAUAUAUAGAAACAGAAAGCUCAGAUACUGCCCUUCUCACAGUUGCGUACGUCAUGGCCGGUGUGUGUGGCCUCUGUCUUUUGCCGAUUUUUGUUCUCUUGGGACAAGCAAGUUGUAAGAAGCGUAGACAACAGCAUCAACCACUCGCCAGAUCCGAAACAGAAGUUGCAACAGAUAGCACACGCCUUAGAAAUGACUUCUAAUACAUGUAAAUAUUUGUAUAAAACAGUACCGUUUAUUUUGUUAAACAGCCAAGAAGAGGCUCAGAAUAGUAAUGGGUUGGCAAUCUAAAUUUGGUAAAAAAAAUAAUUAAGGGUGUUUUAUAAAUUACCAGGUAUAUUAAUUGGCUAUAAAUAAGUAGUAGAUUAAAAUAAAAUCUUAAAUAACUGCAUUUUUUCUUUUAUUUAAACAAGGGAAAAUAUACAAGAACCUAAACCAGUGUUAGAAAAAUUCUAUUACAUUGUUUCCACUAUUUUAUAAAUGGGAUAGUAUAAAAUUUAUAUGAUAGAAAGAAAAUUAGAACAAAGUUAAACAGUUAUUAGGCAGUCGUUAGUUUUUAGGACAUCUGUCCUCAUAAUCAACAUGUAUGAUGAUAACAUAAGAUUGUGUAGAAUACUUCUCUAAUAAUUAUUACACGAAACAAAAUGAUUUAGUGACAGAAUCAUUACAAAAUAGGGCAGAUAGGGUAUCUAAGUAGGAAACAUGGUGUUUAAACAAUAAUCAGUGGAAAAGACAGACUCUCAUUAGUGGAAGUUCUUUGAAUUGUUUUCAUUUAAGAGUUGACUCCUCACUGAUUCCCAUAUUAUUUAAUGGUUCUAUUUAAUGUGUAGUUCCAGAAUCCCUACCUCCCCCAUGGAAGGGAUUUUUUUUCUAAGACCCUCCCCCUUGAAUCCCUCUGGAAAUUCUAAUUGAGCUUCAUACAUUUCUUUAUAUGUUUUGGUGUUACAGAACCCCCAGGCCCAGGA
Molecule: messenger RNA, 2585 nt
Organism: Orbicella faveolata
Lineage: Eukaryota; Metazoa; Cnidaria; Anthozoa; Scleractinia; Merulinidae
Product: beta-secretase 1-like
Biological process (GO): amyloid-beta metabolic process; membrane protein ectodomain proteolysis
Cellular component (GO): plasma membrane; trans-Golgi network; endosome
Molecular function (GO): aspartic-type endopeptidase activity
Source: RefSeq, a predicted model, not a curated record